GAUGAUACCAGAUUACAAGCUGAGACAAUAACAACCUUUUGAGGAGAAUCCAAAAAAAAUUGGUACAAGGUAAGAAAAUGCAUCAUUGAUAGGAGUUCACUCAGGGGAGCAGGCCUAACAUAUGGAUUUCAAUUUUGAUUCCAUUUUUUUUACUUGCAAAUGUGGGAAACAGCUCCACUGAAUGUGAUUUAAAUCUCCAUCAUGCAGAAAAGUAGAAAAUCGGUUAUCUACCAGCUUCAAUGUUCCCCAAAUGUUCAAAUAAUGCAUCAUGUUGAAUUUUCAAGAUAUGACCUUAUUUCUGACAAAAUCAACCUUUUGGUUUACAUAUUUCUUAAGGACUAAAAUAAAUAUACUUUAACUGACUUUGAGACAUUUUCAGUCAUGUCUGCAAAGUAGAAUGAAGGCACUCUUGAAGGUCAGAGAUGCAUGUGCCUCUUUUAUCCUGAGAGCUAUGCAAAUUCAGUGACAGCUUCCUGUUCAAAGGAACCAUAUUUUCCUGUUCUCCUGCUGCACUCAAAGCCUGAAAGGUCGAGUUUUGAGUGAAUGUUUUCCCAUCAGUAAGAAUCCUCCAAUUUUUUUAUCGAGCAAUAAUGGCACUCUGGCUGAACCUCCUGUCAUUGUUCGUUGUUCUCAAAGGUGUCCAGUCUCAGGUUCAAUUGGUGGAGUCUGGAGGGGAUGUGAGAAGACCUGGAGAGUCCCUCCGUCUGUCCUGCCAAGCCUCUGGAUUCACCUUCAGCAGCUAUGAGAUGAACUGGGUGAGACAGGCUCCUGGGAAAGGACUGGAAUGGGUGGCAUAUAUAUGGUCUUCAAAUCUUUACUACUCUGACAAAGUGAGGGGACGCUUCACUAUCUCCAGGGAUGAUGCAAAAAGCCAGCUGUAUCUGCAAAUGAACAACCUCAAACCAGAGGACACAGCAGUCUAUUACUGUGUGAGAGACUUGAGUGCUUGUCUGAAUGUUUUCCCAUCAAUAAGAAUCCUCCAAUCUUUUCAACCAGCAAUAAUGGCACUCUGGAUAAAUCUCCUGUCCUUGUAUGUUGUCCUCAGAGGUGUCCAGUCUCAGGUUCAAUUGGUGGAAUCUGGAGGGGAUGUGAGAAGACCUGGAGAGUCCCUCCGUCUCUCCUGCCAAUCCUCCGGAUUCACCUUCAGCAGCUUUGAGAUGAACUGGGUGAGACAGGCUCCAGGGAAAGGCUUGGAAUGGGUGGCAUGUAUAUACCCUUCAUAUAUUUACUACUCUGACAAAGUAAAAGGGCGCUUCACCAUCUCCAGGGACAAUGCCAAAAGCCAGCUGUAUUUGCAAAUGAACAGUCUCAAACCUGAGGACACAGCAGUCUAUUAUUGUGUGAGAGACACAGACAAUUUGAUGGGCUGUUCUCAGUCACGGAGGAAACGCCGGUCACUAAAGGGUUACAACCAAGCCAGUAGCUCUAGGACCGAGUCCACCAACAAAAGAAGCCCGCCUCUUCCUGUAUCCAGUUUUUAG
Messenger RNA from Pantherophis guttatus, 1481 nucleotides. The record is from RefSeq and is a predicted model, not a curated record. Lineage: Eukaryota; Metazoa; Chordata; Lepidosauria; Squamata; Colubridae.